Encephalitozoon romaleae SJ-2008 is the source of this 531-nucleotide messenger RNA. RefSeq names its product putative ribosomal biogenesis-like protein. Gene Ontology annotation, biological process: ribosome assembly. The transcript has a single exon. Gene Ontology annotation, molecular function: RNA binding. Gene Ontology annotation, cellular component: nucleus. The record is from RefSeq and is a predicted model, not a curated record. Bases 1 to 531 code for a protein of 176 amino acids. NCBI's taxonomy places the organism in Eukaryota, Fungi, Microsporidia, Unikaryonidae.
AUGAGGGAUUUAAAACAAGAAGAAGAAAAGGAGGUUCUCAAAAAGCUUAAGUUCUUCAUUGGUGAUAACGUGCACAGGAUCCUUUCUGGAGAGGACAAGCUCUUCCUUCAUAACCAGCGCGUAAUGCUUCUUUCAGAAAAGAUGAGGGCUGCAACAUCCAUGAUAUCCAGGAAGAAUCUUAUCAUGGCUGGGACGGUGAUCGGCAGGUUUACUAAAGGCGGGAGCUUCCGACUCGGGAUAUCAUCGCUUAACUUUCUCUCCCAAUGGGCAAUACACAAGAUUUGGAUCAAAAACAGUGCAGAGAUGAACUAUGUGUACGGAAACAACUCUCUGAAAUCCCACAUAUUUCGAAGUUCAGAAGGGAUCCCUAUAAAUGCAGGUGUCUUUGUAUUCAACCAGCAUGAUGUUCCUCUUGGGUUUGGGAUUACAGCCUUGACGCCCCAGGGCUACUCCAAUGCAAAAGGCCAUGCACUCGUUUUACUGAGGCAGUCAGAUACAGGAGAGUACCUCCGUAAUGAAGAAAAGGUGUGA